Geosmithia morbida is the source of this 4524-nucleotide messenger RNA. Its product is annotated as ABC-type multidrug transport system, ATPase and permease component. Gene Ontology annotation, biological process: transmembrane transport. Gene Ontology annotation, cellular component: membrane. NCBI's taxonomy places the organism in Eukaryota, Fungi, Ascomycota, Sordariomycetes, Hypocreales, Bionectriaceae. The transcript has 3 exons. The coding region runs from base 1 to 4524 and encodes 1507 amino acids. Gene Ontology annotation, molecular function: ATP hydrolysis activity; ABC-type transporter activity; ATP binding. The record is from RefSeq and is a predicted model, not a curated record.
AUGCCAGGCUCUCCUGACAGGGAGUCCCAGCAGCGGCAGCAGCAGCAGCAGCAGCAGCAACUCGACCCCGCUGAUGAUCUCGCUGCCGUCAUUGAACCCACAUACAGUCGCGAUGAGACACGCCCCGGCAACGACGCGCUUUCAGACGUUGACCGGCAAUAUGAAAAGAUAGAAUGCCGUGAUUCUGCCUCAUCCAGUCUGUCGCAUCCCAAGGAAGACUCGGUCGUCGACCAAACCAGACCUGUCACCGCACCACUGACAUCUGUCGUCACCGGCGCCAGCCAUGCGUCCGACACCAGCGCUGCUACGAGGCAGCAGACCAACAGUUCCCAGAAGCUUGCCAAGAAGUCAUGGUACAGCAGGCUGAACCCUCUGCGUUGGGGUAAGACCCCUCCCAUACCGGGAGAGCGCGCCGUCUCGAGGGAAUAUGGCGCAAACAUCCUGAGUCUCAUCACGUUUGAGUGGAUGACUCCUCUGAUGGUGGCUGGCUACAAGCGCCAGCUGCAUCAGCGCGACAUAUGGGCCAUCAACCCAGAUCGGGCUGUCGAGCCAUUGACGGAAAAGUUCAGGGCCUCGUUCAAGAGGCGUGUUGCGAGAGGCGAUAAGCAUCCUCUCUUCAUGGCACUCCACGAGACAUUCUUCUUCGAGUUCUGGCUCGGCGCCAGCCUGGCUUCCUUCGUUGCCAUUGCCCAGGUCCUCGCCCCCUUUACCCUCCGAUAUCUCAUCCAGUUCGCCACCGAUGCUUGGCUCGCACAACACAGCGACCAGCCCAGUCCGCCCAUCAAGAACGGUAUCGGCUUCGCCCUCGGCAUCACCGCCAUGAUGGUCUUCCAGAGUUUCGGAGUCAACCACUUCAUCUACCGCGGUAUGAUGAUGGGCGGCCAGUCCCGUGGCAUCCUCAUCGGUCUCAUCUAUGAAAAGGCAAUGCUCAUCUCGGCCCGCGCCAAGGCCGGCGGUAACCCUAAAGAGAUGACCCGUCCGGACAGCAGGGAGGGCGAGACGGGAAAGAAGGCCAAGGACAGGAAGAAGCCCGUCAGACCCGAGGAGGACGUCGCUGGCUGGGGAAACGGUCGCAUCACUAACCUGAUGAGUGUCGACACCUACCGCAUCGAUCAGGCCUCGGCACUCAUCCAUAUGCUCUGGUCCUCGCCCAUCUCCAUUGCCCUCACCCUGGCCCUCCUCAUCGUCAACCUGUCAUACAACGCCCUGGCCGGCUUCGGCCUGAUUAUCGUCGCAGCCCCGCUCCUCGCCUUUGCCAUUCGGCGCCUACUCGUCCGCCGCAAGAGUAUCAAUAAGAUUACGGACCAGCGCGUGUCUCUGACCCAGGAGAUCAUCCAGUCAGUCCGCUUCGUCAAGUUCUUUGGCUGGGAGCAAUCCUUCAUGAAGCGUCUGGGUGAGUACAGGAGCAGAGAGAUCCACUCCAUCCAGGUCCUGCUGGCCAUAAGGAAUGCCAUCAACGCCAUUGGCGUCGCCAUGCCCAUCUUCGCCUCCAUGCUGUCCUUCAUCUCCUACUCUCUCACCAACCCUGGCCUGCGCCCGGCCGAGAUCUUCUCGUCCCUGGCCCUGUUCAACACCCUCCGUGUACCCCUCAACAUCCUCCCGCUUGUUCUUGGCCAGGCCAUCGAUGCUUGGUCCUCCAUGGGCCGCAUAGAAAAGUUCUUCAUGGAGGAGGACGAGCAGGAGGCCUUCGAGCACGUCGAGUCGCUGCCGAAUGCUAUCGAGCUGCACAAUGCCAACUUUACCUGGGAGCAGGCCGCCGCUCAGGAGACCGAGGGCGACGACAAGAAGGCUGGCAAGAAGAGUGCCGGCAACGGAGCGAUCAACGCCAACAAGAUAACCGGAAUAUCCACGGCCGGUGACGACGCCACCAGCAUCCUGGCCAGUGAGCCGGAGCCCUUCAAGCUGUCUGACAUCAACCUCGACGUCAGCCGCAACGAGCUCAUCGCCGUCAUCGGCACCGUCGGCAGCGGAAAGAGCUCUCUUCUCAGCGCCCUCGCCGGAGACAUGCGCAAGACUAGCGGCGAGGUUAUUCUCGGUGCCUCGAGAGCCUUUUGCCCCCAGUACGCCUGGAUCCAGAACACGUCGGUCCGCAACAACAUUCUCUUUGGCAAGGAAUACGAUAGGGCGUGGUACAAUGAGGUCGUCAGAGCAGCUGCCCUCGAAGCCGACAUGGACAUGCUUCCCAACGGCGACCAGACCGAGAUUGGCGAGCGUGGUAUCACCAUCUCUGGUGGCCAGAAGCAGCGUCUCAACAUUGCGCGAGCCAUCUACUUUGACGCAGACAUCAUCCUCAUGGACGACCCGCUCAGCGCCGUCGAUGCCCACGUCGGCCGGCACAUCUUUGACAACGCCAUCCUCGGCCUUCUGGGCAACAAGUGCCGUGUCCUGGCGACGCACCAGCUCUGGGUGCUCAACCGCUGCGACCGCAUAGUCUGGAUGGACAACGGCAAGAUCCACGCCGUCGGUACGUUUGACCAGCUUAUGAGCGAGCACGCCAGCUUCCGGACUCUCAUGGAGACGACAGACUUGGGUGAGAAGAAGAAGAAGAAGGUCGGAGGCGACGACGAGGACGAGGACGAGGAAGCGGAGAACAAGGACGUCCCGCCGGGAAAGAGGAAGAAGAACAAGGCCCAAGGCCUCAUGCAGCAGGAAGAGAAGGCCGAGUCCAGCGUCCCCUGGUCUGUGUACUUCGACUUUGUCAGGGCGUCUGGGUCUCUGUUCAAUGCCGUGGUCGUCUUCGUCUUCCUCCUCAUGGCGCAGGGCUCCAACAUCAUGACCGGUCUCUGGCUGUCGUACUGGACCUCUGACGAGUUCGGUCUGACCAGGGACACCUACAUCGGUAUAUACACGGGACUGGCUGUGCUGCAGGCCGUCAUCAUGUACCUCUUUUCGGUCUCGCUGUCCAUCAUGGGCACGAGGGCGAGUAAGAAGAUGCUUGCCGAAGCCGUGAGGCGCGUCCUGCGUGCUCCCAUGUCCUUCUUCGAUACGACGCCCCUCGGCCGCAUCACCAACCGCUUCUCUCGCGACGUGGACGUCAUGGACAACAACUUGACCGAGGCCAUGCGCAUGUACCUCUUCACCCUGGUCAGCGUGACGGGCAUCUUUGCCCUCAUCAUCGCCUACUUCCACUGGUUCGCCGUGGCGCUGGUGCCUCUGUACUGCCUCUUCAUCCUUGCCGCGUCGUACUACCGAGCGUCGGCCCGCGAGGUCAAGCGGUUCGAGUCGGUGCUGCGAUCCAACGUGUUCGCCAAGUUUGGCGAGGGCCUGACGGGCGUGGCGUCGAUCAAGGCCUAUGGUCUGCGCCAGAGCUUCGUGGAUUCGCUGCGCAAGAGCAUCGACGACAUGAAUGCGGCCUACUAUCUCACCUUCUCCAACCAGCGCUGGCUGUCGAUCCGUGUGGACAUGAUCGGCAACCUGCUGGUCCUGGUGGUGGGUGUCCUCGUGGUCACGUCGCGCUUCGACGUCAACCCGUCCAUCUCCAGUCUGGUGCUCAGCUACAUCCUGGCCAUUGUCCAGAUGAUGCAGUUUGGCGUGCGCCAGCUGGCCGAGGUGGAGAACGGCAUGAACGCGGUCGAGCGUCUGCGCCACUACGGCACCCAGCUCGAGGAGGAGGCUCCGCUGCACACGGUCGAGGUGAGGCCGUCGUGGCCCGACAAGGGCGAGAUCGUCUUCCGGGACGUCGAGAUGCGGUACCGCGAGAAUCUGCCCCUCGUCCUCAAGGGCCUGUCGAUGCAUGUCCGGGGAGGCGAGCGCAUCGGCGUGGUGGGCCGCACGGGUGCGGGCAAGAGCUCCAUCAUGAGCACCCUCUUCCGCCUCGUCGAGAUCUCGGCCGGGUCCAUCACGAUUGACGGCCUGGACAUCUCGACGAUGGGCCUGCACGACCUGCGGUCGCGUCUGGCCAUCAUCCCCCAGGAUCCGACCCUGUUCCGGGGUACGGUGCGCACCAACCUCGACCCGUUCGACGAGCACACGGACCUGGAGCUGUGGUCUGCUCUCCGCCAGGCAGAUCUGGUCCCCGCAGACGCCGGGCCCGAGACGACGACGGCCGCCCCGACCGGCGAAAAGGACAUCGCGGCGGCCACGGCGACGACGGACGGCAACAACGACCCGUCCCCGUCACGCAUCGGUCUCGACACGGCCGUAGAGGAAGACGGCCUGAACUUCUCGCUCGGCCAGCGACAGCUGAUGGCGCUGGCUCGCGCGCUGGUGCGUGGGUCCCGCAUCAUUGUGUGCGACGAGGCGACGUCGUCGGUGGACAUGGAGACGGACGCCAAGAUCCAGAACACGAUCGCCAACGGCUUCCGCGGGCGCACGCUGCUGUGCAUCGCUCACCGGCUGCGCACCAUUGUCGGGUACGAUCGGAUCUGCGUGAUGGAUGCCGGCCGCAUCGCCGAGCUGGACACGCCUCUGGAGCUGUGGAAGAAGGAGGACGGCAUCUUCAGGAGCAUGUGCGACCGCAGCGGUAUCCGCCUGGAGGAUAUCCGGGGAGCCCGGGAGGCUAUGCUCGAGGGUGGAAGCGUGUGA